AUGGCGACGGAGGAGACUCAGCCAGAUCCCUUGCAGGGGCCGGGAGAUCCUUGGAUGACCAAGGAAGCGAUGCAAGAUGGUGCAGAAAAGGCAACAGCGUUGCCACCGAAGAGAGGAGGUGUGGAUAUGCAUCCAUACAACGGGGUAGAAGGAACACCUGGGAAGGGAAGUCCAGCGGGCUUACAAGAAUCCAUGAGUUCAAAUGGGAUUCCCCCAGGGUUCAAGAAAGAGGAUCUUCAUAGCUCAUACAAUAGCAUUCCCACGUCUUUCAUGCCACCUUUUGGAAUGCCAACACACCCUUUUCCCGUUUUCAGUGCCUCCAUUCCUCAAACGGGUUUUGGCACAUUUGCGGGACCAAUGGCUCCCAGUCUGAGUCAGUCAGAUUCAGAAGAGCUGCGGUGGUGGAGGAGUCUUGCCUGGCUCAAAGGCGUAGGCAAAGGACAAGCGCCAAAGACUGAGGAACCGUGGUCAGAGGUUCCAACAGAUAGGGUGAAGAAAGAAGAGGAGACACAAGCCACGUCUGGAGGUGGUCGAAGGAAUGCAGGUGGAGAUAGGAGAAGAAGACAGAGUAGAGACUCAGGAGAGAAUGACAAGAGGCAAGAUGAGACCCCCAGACAGAAGGAGAGAAAAGAAGAUCCCCAAGGACCACCAGAGGGUCCCCCAGAAGAGCCCAAUGAGUCAGAUGACCCGGAAGAGAGCUCCGGUUUCAGUUCAUCAGCCCCCACAACUGAGUUGAGAAGCAUGCUGAGGAGACAGGCGAAGGUCACUCAAGACCGUCCAAGAUCCUCGCUAGGAUCAGUCAAGAUUGAGGAGUUCUAUGGCGAUCGACACAAGUACCUCAAGUGGAAGAAGGCGGUACAAGCGCAAGAGGUUUUGUACCGCCUGGAACCAGAAGAACUCAGCAUGCUGAUCUAUCUCAGCACAAAGAAGGAUGCCAGAGAUGUCUUGGAUCAAAAGCCCAUCCAAGAAUAUACUCGCCCUGGAGGAGUGAGACUCAUCUGGCAUUUGCUGGAUGAGGCGUUUGGCGAAUCAGAGGAGGAGUUGUUUGAACGAGCAGAGCAAGAGUUUGCAACAUACCGGAGGCUUCCUGGCCAGAGCAUUUCCACCUUUCUGGGCCAGCUGAAGAGGCUGAAGGCUCAGUACAUGAGGGUGGACCCAGAGAGCACAAUGUCAGACAGAGCAUGGUCUCAAAGGAUGCUCAACCGAGCAUCCUUGUCACGCCGAGAGAGGCUUGACGUCUUUUUCUCAGCUGGAGGGCGCUACACGUCACAAUCAAUUGAGACUGCACUACGACAUCGAUGCGGCCGAAUCCAUGAGGAAGAGAGAAAGCUUCCCAGCUAUGGCUUUUCCAGAACUCCAGGAGCUAAGCCAUACUACAAGAGGUCACAACAGCACAGCAGGGGCGCGACAAAGAACAAGAGGCCAGAGAAGAAGACCUUCUAUGAGGACAAAGACGCAGGAGAAGAAGAGGAGGCAGAGGAAGAUUUGGAGGCAGAAGAGGAUCCCUAUCGGGAGUACAUAAAUGACACAGGCGACACGCAAGAGGUCCUGAUGGAGAUCCGUGAAGAAGACGUAGAUGAAGACGAGGAAGAUGAAGAGAGCUUUCAGGAUGAUGAUUUGAAGGAAGCAUGGGCAGCAGGAUGGAGGGCUAAAAGCCAACAGAAUGAGAAGAAGAAAUACCGAGGAUGGAAGACAACAAACAGAAGCUCCACAGGAGGCACUGGGAAUUCCAUCUCACCAGACAAGAGGAAGAUCAACUCCACCUGCUCGUCAUGCGGAGAGAGAGGGCAUUGGAGAGGAGAUCCCCAAUGUAAGAACGUCCAGACAGGCAAAGACAAGCCUCAUAAGAAGAAAGAAGGUUCGGGCUCAGGUGACGGAGGAGGGGCAGUGCACUUCACGUAUGUGGUGACAACGACAAAGAAGGUGAAGACUGAGGUAGAAGAGGAGAAGACCACCACACAAGAGGAGCCAGGAAGAUGCACUAACCCAGAUUGCCGAGGCAGGUUGAGGACACAAGACAGGUUUUGCCCAGCCUGUGGCAUGAGAGUCGCAGGAGACCUGAGCAUGAGAGAGAAGAGAGGUUGGGAGGUCAUCAAGGAAGACGAAGAGGCAGAUCAGGGUAGCUCAGCAGGUAUUCUGGAGGUUCUGUCAUCAGGAGAUGAGGAACAGCCUCCAGAGUUCAGGUAUGAGAUCAGCAGAAGCCAGCUGAAAGAGAUGCUGGGCACCACACCGAAACCAGAAGACGGAAGGUCUAAGGUGAAACUGAAGCCUGAAGAAGUCUUGGCGGCUCUACCCAACAUGUCACGCUCCGAGAAGAAGGAGCUCAGAAGACAACUACAAGAAGGUGAAGAGGAUCGGGCAUGGAGGACCUAUAGCCGGUAUCGAGAGGUUGACGGCAUAGGCGUGGAUGAAAGAGGAAGACCUUCAGGAGCAUCAGGAAGUGGCUAUCAGCCUGACGAGCAAGCACCGAUAAGGCCGAAGGCAAGAUCUAAAAAGGAAGAGUUGCCGAAGGCGGUGAAGACAAGACAGUUGGACAAGUUCCGGAGGGGACUGUAUGAAGACCAGCUCCAGGGGGACCGCCUCGUUCCAUCCACAUGUGCACCAACACCCACAACAGCACAAGCCAGGUGUCACCACCCCUUUGAGUCCAUCCGUUGGAGUGCCAAUGCGGAUGGCCACUAUAGCAGGUGCAAGGCAUGCGACCUACGGCAUGUCAUCUACUUCAGUGAGCGACAUGGCGCCCUGGUAGCAACUACAGCACAACAACCAGCAGUGACUCUGAGCAAAGAGCACGAAGCAUCAGCACAACAACCAGCAGUGACUCUGAGCACAGAGCACGAAGCAUUUAUCACCGGAAACUCUGGUGAGGCCAUAGCAGACAGCGGCUGCAGGUGUGCAGUUGCUGGGCAAGCCUGGCACACAGCAAUGCAAGAGGAGCUCAAGAGGAAAGGAAUGACCUGGCAUGAGGAGAAGGAAUCUGAGACAUUCAGAUUCGGGUCUGGUGACCCUGAAACAAGCAACACAGCAUACAUCUACCCAGUAGGCAUAUACGGCAAGAACGAUCUUGUCAGGAUGUCAUGUGUGGGAGGCGGUGCCCUCCACUGCCCUGGACUGGUGGGGCCAAGUGAGCUCUCAAGAUGGGGAGCGGUUGCCCGGUUCCAAGACCGGACUCUGGAACUCAAAGGGGAAGUCAGGCCCAUGAAGCUCACAUACACCCGACAUCCGGCCAUCGACCUGAUGGAGUACCAACCAGGUACAGAAGGAGCACAAUUCUGGACGGAUGCAUCCAUCCAGAGCCAACUCAGGACCCUAAAGUCCAAACCACACGCCUGGGCUUUCGUGGCCGAGGAACACAAGCACACAGAUGAUGAGGAGGCCAGCACGGACACGGAGGUGGAAGAAGAAGAGGAUGAUGAAGACAUGGGCACCAGGAAAAGGAUGAUGAGAAAGUGGAUGGCAAAGCUGGAUGAACACCUGCACAGUUUACCGGGCAAGACUCUGAACCUCGAGGAAUCAGAAGAGGAAGAGAGCUCCGGCGUCAGCUCAGAUGGAACUGUCACUUCCCAUGAGUUUGGAAUAGAGCCAUGGGAGACUGAUGAAGAUACAGAUGAAGAAGAGCUGAUGGAAGAACAGGUGUAUCAUCAGAAGCAGAUGAGUAAGCACGAGAAGAGGGCUUUAGGCCACAACACAACAGUGCUUCGAGAUGUAUUGCAGGUAGAAAAGAAAGGAAAGAAGAAGGAUAAGAAGAAAGAUGCGGCAAAGCCGAAGGCCCCAGUCAGGAAAGGUGGACCAUGGCGGGUCUUAGAAGUCUUCACGUGGUCUUGUAUGGUUUCAAUGGUAGCAGUAAAAAGAGGAUGGCAAAUGCUGGAGCCAGUCACGCUCCCACACUGGGAUCUACUUGAUCCAGCACAACGAGAGCAAGCACAUCGAUACAUCGAUGAAGCAGCACCAGACCUUUUGGUCAUAGCAUGGCCAUGCAGGCUGUGGAGCCCAAUACAAGCACUCAACUACAAGACCACGGAAGAGAAGGAGAUACUGGGUGCACUGAGGCAAGAAGAAAGACCGCUUUUGGACUUUGUGAAAGAAGCCGCUCAGAAACAAAGAGCCCGAGGAGGAGCGGUUAUGGGCGAGAAUCCAAAGCGUUCAAAGGCUUGGAAAGAACCGCCCAUUCAAGAUGCAUUUGAAGGACUGCCCCAUGUAGACACAGACAUGUGCGCUCACGGGCUCCGAAGACCCGACAAUGGAUGCCCAGUGAGGAAGCCUACACGCCUAGCCGGCACUCCAGAGAUAAUGAGGAGAUGUGCCAAAACAUGCAACUGCAAGCAGCAGCACGCACCAUGCAUGGGAGCAGUGAAGAUUGAUGGAAGGUGGCAAAGCAUUGCCGCCUAUGCAGGAGGAUAUACACGACAAUUUGCCACUCGGGUGGUAGAAGGUGCAGAAGAAUACCUGAGAGGGACAAGAAGAUAUGCAAGGUGGGCCACAUCAGAGCAUCUGCCCGAAGAAAGGUUUGUAGCAGUAGAUGACUGGGACGGCGCCGAUAUAGAAGAGGAGCUUCGGUCGCCAAGACAAGAACAAGAACAAGGAGAGACACAGGAGACAGAACCCAGAGAGGAAGAAGAAACAGACCAGGAAGAGGCAGUGCCAAAGAGAGAAGAAGCACCUGAAGAUGAUAGAAGGAGACGUCAAGAGGCCCGGAUUCGGGCCAGAGAACAGAUGGCAGAAGAUGCCGGAGAGGCAAGAAGAGAAGACUUAGAGAAAAUCAGGAGAAUUCACAGCAGGAUGGGACACCCGUCAAAGGAAGCAUUGAGGAGGAUGAUGAAGCUGGCGGGUGUACCCAAGAGGGUGGUUGACACGUUGGAGAAGUUCCAAUGUCCAACAUGCGACAAGAUGCAACCCCCAUCAAGACCAAGACCACAGAGGUCUGAUUUGAGACCGACAGUCUUCAAUGAAUCCCUGCAUGUGGAUCUCAAAUAUGCAAAGGAUGUGAAGAAACAAUUGUAUGUAGCUCUCUCAAUGGUAGACGCAGCAACAAACUACCAUCAAGCAGCCCUACUGAAGACAAGAGACCCCAGGCAUGUAGCUGAACACAUGCUUCUAAGAUGGUUCUCCAUGUACGGAACGCCAAGGGAGAUUGUCUUAGAUCAAGGAGGAGAGUUUGAAACAGAAUUCAUCAGCGUUCUGGAAGAACAUGGGGUACUGUCCAAGGUCUCAGGGGCGUAUGCCCCAUGGCAGAACUCAUUUGCCGAACGACACGGGGCAAUACUCGGCGUUGCUUGGAACGCUUUGGUUGUGGAACACCAAGUCACCGACAGGAAAGGGAUGAAGACAACCCUCCUGUGCGCCAUACAGGCGAAAAACCAGACGGUGACACGGCGAGGGUACUCAGCAGAGACCCUGGUCUAUGGAAGAAACUCCAAUUUUCCAGAUUUGCUGGAUGAUGACGCCAUAGACAACACAACACUAGGCCAAGCACUGAGCCUAGACACACAAGUAGCAAAGCAGGCAGAGAUGAGAGCAGCAGCCAAGAGAGCACUCUUGCAUCAAGAUGCACAGCAAAAACUGAAACAGGCAAUACAAAGAAAACCUGGCAAUCAGGUGAGAGAAUAUUUGCCAGGUGAGAAGGUGUACUUCUGGGUCCCAGGUGCCAAGAGAGUACGUUACCGAAAGGACGCAGGAGUUUGGAGAGGGCCUGCGUUGGUAAUAGCACGAGAAGGACAACAGAAGUACUUCAUAUCCUGGAGAGGAAGAUGCUUGCUGGUAGCAGCCACAAAUCUCCGACCAGGAACGGUAGAAGAAGCCGAAGAUGUGGCGGCUAAAGAAGAAGAGGUGAGACAGUUUGAUGAGCAGAUGCAGACACAGAAGACAAUAGAGGAGAUUCAGAAGGCAGAGCCCCCUGAUGAGGAAGGGGAUGGAGAGAAAUGGAAGACAGAAGGAGAGGUUUUGAGGAGGUCAGACACAGGAAGCACCAAGGAAAGAGCAAAGGCCAUGAUGAGAGGCCUGAAGACAGUCAGGAAAGCACUUGAGGAACCCAGGUUAAGACGAGAAUACAGGAAAAGAAGAAAGGCUGUAGAGCCAGCACGAGAGGAGCAAGAAGAGACACCAGCCGAAGCAGAGACAAAAGAAGAAGAAGAAGAAGAAGAAGUGUGGAAAGGCAUUCACGAGGCUGAAGAAAGAUAUGCCAGAGAAGAUGAGAAGAGAAUCCGACGGAUUACAGAACAGAGGAAGACCCUGCUAGAUGAUGUACCUGAGUGCAUGAAGAGGAGAAGAGUAGGAGAAGUAGAUGAGCAGCAGGUACAACAGAGGUUGACUCAGGGGGUCUUUACGUAUGUCCAGAACGUGGUCAUGGAGGAAGAGAUUCAAGAAAUGAUGGCAAAGAAGGCACAACAGCAGAUACAAGAGAGACGAGGCUGGCGGAAGAAUGAAUGGAUGAAAAGAGAGGAGGUAGCAGAGUUGGCUAGAUUGCUGGAUUUGCCAAUUUCAGCCGUGAGGAUACAUCGACAGCCUAGAAAGAGGCUACAUCCACCGCCAGCCGGAAAGAGAAGAUCACGUGUGACAGUCAUGCUUCUCGAGCAACAAGGGGAAGCGAUGGUUCUCACCGAGAAUCAAGAAAAGACAGAGAAAAAUAAGAAGACAAAAACCCCCAUGAGCUGGAGAGGAAUGACACUUUUCCUGAAGACAGGAAGAGAAAAAGAAGAAGAGAAGGAAGAAAAACAGGCAUACAUACAGAUUGGCGAUGAGGUGUUCGCCACUCCCUAUGAGGAUUCAGCCCUCUGGCAAGCCUUUGUCAGAAGAGAGGAGGAGAUGAAGGUUGCGGCAGAGGCACUUCUUUUGAAGAUGAAGGCAUCAGGUAAGGAGUUGGAUCCCAGGUUCUUUGACGAGGCAGAAAAGGCUGCUUUCAGAGAGAGUGAUAAGAAGGAAUGGGAGUCCUGGGUAAAGAACUCAGUGCUCCAAAGACUCACUGCCAAAGAGGCUGCACAAGUUCCAAAGAAUCAGAUCUUCAAGGCCCCUCUUAGAAUGGUCAGGGUCAACAAGGGCAAGGAUGACACAGACCUCAAGCCGAAGAGCAGGCUUGUGAUUCCGGGGCAUUUAGACCCGGAGCUCGGGGGCUACAGAACAGAUAGCCCAACCACCAUGCCAUGCGCUGUGCGACUCUUGAAAACCCUGAUCGUCUGCAAAAAGUGGUCAGCGUGGAUUUUCGAUGUUGCUACGGCCUUCCUCAGUGGAAAUAAGACAGAGAGAACAGUACAUGUGAGAGCACCACCAGAAGGCUUACCAGAAGUAGAAGGAAUGUCCAAGAUUCGUCCUCACGAAUUACUACGAGUGAUCAAAGGAGCAUAUGGACUGGCUGAAGCACCACGAUUGUGGUACUUGAGAGCCUCCGAACUUUUGGAAAAAGCCAACAUGCAAGAGCUCAAGUUUUGCCGUUCCACCUAUGUGUUAUUGAAUCAGUCUGGAGCUGUUGUAGCAGUUUGCUGCAUGCACGUAGAUGAUGGCUUCAUAGCAGGUGACCAUGGAGAUCCAGAAUUCCAGCGUCUGCUAAAGGCCAUCGACGCUGAUUUCAACAUCAAGGAGUGGCAAAAGCUUGGCAAAAGGCCGGUGAGUUAUCUCGGCAUGACUGUGACGUACGACGAAGAAAGAGGCAUCAUCAUAGAUGACAUGACUGAAUACAUCAAUAAAAUUCAGUCAGCAGAGAUCAAGGGUAUCAAAAUGGAGGAAAAAUUGAGUGAGAAUGAUGUCACGAGAUAUCGGAGACUCGUGAUGCAAAUGAGAUGGCCUGCACAGCAUGUUGUUCCGGAGCUCAUGAGCACUAUCAGUCUUCUAGCGCAAAGAACUACGAGAGCCACGUAUGCAGAUCUGAAGAAAGCAAACAGUGUUCUGGAGCAAAUGAAACUCAUAGCUGGAAAUGGUCAAGCCAAGAUCACAUAUCACAGGAUUCCUGAUGAUCCCAUGUUCAUCACCUUCUUUGAUGCCUCAUUAGGAAAGAGCACCAUGCAGUCCGCACAGUUAGGUGAAAUUCAUUUUCUCACAAGCGAGAAAGCAAAAGUGGAGCCAUCGAAAGCCAAUAUCGUCGAGUACCAUAGCAACAAGAUCAGCCGAGUGGUGAAAAGUUCAUUGGCCGCUGAGGGGUGUGCCAUGACAGCCGGUGCUGAUCAUCAACUUUUCUUUCGUUUACUUUGGGAUGCAUUGUACAGCGGUAAGUUGACAGUAGGUUCCAAUUGGAGAGCGGAUUUGAUUUCAAAGGGCGCUCUGGUAACGGACGCCAAAAGUUUGUUUGACCACUGCCACAAGGUUGGUCACAUGGCAGCUGAACGUCAGACUGCCUUAGAUAUUCUUUCAGUCAAGUUGGCUAUUCAGGCGGCCUCGGUGGGCUUCACCUUCCAGGAGACCAAAGCCUUGCCAUCCUGGACGCCGCCUUGGGCCUCAUGGCCUCCCAUGAUGCAGGUGGGAGUCUUCCUUUUUGCGCUGGCAUUGGUGGCUGCAGUGACUCCCGUCCUCUUAGGCCAAGGCUUCUUCGGAUUGAAAGUCGAGAAGCCGAAGGCGAAAAAAGCUGCGGCGCAAACAAAGGAGGAGAUGCAACUAGGAGUCACCGACGACCUCUUUGAUCCAUCGAAGAGAAGAGUCGCGCGUGUCUUCCAAACUGAAUCUGCAGCAGCCGCCUCGAGGGCCUCCACGCCUGACCGCGUUUCCGCGGAGCCCGCGGAGCCCGCGGAGGCUGCGGAGGCGGAGAAACCCAAAGUCUCUGCCUGGGAACGGCUGAAG
This is a messenger RNA of Cladocopium goreaui, 8760 nucleotides long. NCBI's taxonomy places the organism in Eukaryota, Dinophyceae, Suessiales, Symbiodiniaceae. The record is from the annotation of a GenBank genome assembly.